Messenger RNA from Fusarium redolens, 1448 nucleotides. RefSeq names its product eukaryotic translation initiation factor 3 subunit G-domain-containing protein. Lineage: Eukaryota; Fungi; Ascomycota; Sordariomycetes; Hypocreales; Nectriaceae. The transcript is spliced from 3 exons. The record is from RefSeq and is a predicted model, not a curated record. Bases 320 to 1204 code for a protein of 294 amino acids. Gene Ontology annotation, cellular component: eukaryotic translation initiation factor 3 complex; cytoplasm. Gene Ontology annotation, molecular function: RNA binding; translation initiation factor activity.
AGAUUCCUCAAAGUAACGUAACCAAAUUACACCUUUAAUCAUCAAUUCAUGCUUUCGACGACCGGAUCGGAUAAAGUUGGCCCUGUGGCUAGUGCACAUCAUGUGAUUCGACCAUCCAUCGCCUCGAGCAGCUGUGGCUUGACUUCUGCCCCACCAGUGCUCAAACCGCCGCACCACGAAAAAGUGAAUAAAUUCAACUAUCACUAAAACCCCACGACCACGAAGUGACGCCUGGACGAGCCACGACGACGCAUCCCUACGGCACCGCGAGACCUAUACAGAAUCCCUGACCAAAUCGCACGGAUACGCUCGAUUCAAAAUGGCUGCCGCCGUAGCGAACCAGCCCAAGCACGACUGGGCCGACGACGACGAUAUCGAGGAGACCUCCACCGAUCUCCCCGAGCCUCAGACCAUCUCCAACAAGGAUGGAACAAAGACCAUCAUCACAUUCCGUUACGAUGACGACGGCCGAAAGGUCAAGACCACCCGCCGAAUUCGCUUCACCACCCACACUGAGACCGUAAACCCCCGCGUCGCCGACCGAAAAACCUGGCCCAAGUUCGGCCUCAGCGCAAAGGACCCCCCCGGCCCUGCUCCCGACACCACCUCCGUCGGCGAGAACAUCAUCUUCCGACCAAGCGUCAACUGGCGAAAGGCCGAGAAGGAUGAGUCCACCGAUGCCAACGCCCAGUCCAUGAAGGACAAGCUCAAGGACAAGCAAGUCAAGUGCCGUAUUUGCAACGGUCAGCAUUUCACUGCCAGGUGUCCUUACAAGGAUACCAUGGCGCCCAUUGGAGAGACCGGCGCUGCGGAUGUCGCUGCUGGUAUGGGAGACGAGCCUUCUGCUGUUGGUGCGGCUGCCGGUGCCAAGAAGGGUUCAUAUGUUCCUCCUGCUCUGCGUGGAGACAGGGGAGCUGGCGAGAGAAUGGGAUCCAAGUUCGGCGAGAGGGACGACUUUGCUACACUGCGUGUCACCAACGUCUCCGAGAUGGCAGAGGAGCAAGAGCUGCGCGACAUGUUCGAGCGCUUCGGCCGCGUCACCCGAGUAUUCCUUGCCAAGGACCGAGAAACCGGCAUGGCCAAGGGCUUCGCGUUCAUCAGCUUCGCAGACCGGGGCGAUGCCGUCAAGGCCUGUGCGAAGAUGGACGGAUUUGGUUUCAAGCAUCUCAUUCUGCGGGUGGAGUUUGCCAAGAAGGCUCAGUAAGGCUGAUGUUUCGAUCUUGUCAUGGGUUAGUUAGGGGGCACGUCACGCACGGUAAUGCAUCGAUCGGUUGCGGGGAUUUUUUAAAAAUUAUUUGUUUCAACCUCAUGAUUUCAUGACCUUAGGAUAUGGGCCUGGAGUGGGACAAAAGUGAACUUUGGUCUUUUUGUGAUAUGAGGUAUGAUGUGAAGAUAGGGGGAGACAGCGCAAAUCAAGAUUUGUUACAUGAGUGGUCUUUGAGAGUGGG